AUGUUUGUCGACUCUCUCUGGUCUCUGUUGUUUUUGCUGUUGGCUCUGACUGCCAUAGUCAGGGCUGCCGAAGAAAGUGAUUUUGUGGCUCUGACUCUUCCCGAUGUUUCCUCUGUGACCAGCAUUCGCAUUGCACGAUCCUGUGGUGGAUCAAAAUUUGAUAUUCCCAAGACCAUGUUCACCAUUCGACCCAGUGAAGCCAACAGCACUAGUAGCCUUGAAGUCAAGACGUACCCUGCCAAUCUCGUGACUGCCAGUGUGGACAAUGAAUUCUUGACGUUUACCUACAACCAAGAUGUGGGACCCUCCGCCCAAGAAGGAGGUGUCCUCAUCACCAUGCCGUAUGACCAGCUCUCGGGAGUACAGGCCGCUACCAGCGAAGAAGUCCAAAUUCUCCCCGGAUUUACCAAAAUUUUUUCACUUUCCGCAUCCACCAGUGCCAAACUCACGGCUGAUGGGAGUACACUUGUGGGCGAGGCAUCGCUCCAGGUCGACGUGACCACGUCGGCAGAGAUGAAAUUCCUCUCGGGUCGACCCAUUACCGGAUUGGAUGUCAGUACAUCUGCGAAUUUUGACUAUCAGGGAGACUUGACUGGUUCCUGUAAUGUGGCAACAUCUGGCGACUUGGAAAUGAAGGGAAAUUUGCUAGGACCCGCCACCUGCGAUGUGACUACCAGUUCUGAUGCCACCAUUGAGGGCAGUCUCUUAGAGAAUACUGUGAUCAAUGUGGGAACCUCGGCAGAUCUCAAAGUCACGGGAUCUGUAUGGGGGAAAAUUGAGGCCAGCACUUCCUCCGAUGUGACUGUCACCAGUUGUACCAAUGUCACACUCUCCACCAGUGCUGACUGCAAUGAAAAGAAUCCGGUGGACGAAACAGUGACAGUAAAGGUGGAUCCACAGUCCUUGACAUUGACGGGAACCAACAAAUGUUCUGGUGCAUUUGCACGUUACUCCAAUCUUGUUUUGCUGCCCUCUGUGGUGGUGUCCAUGCUGAUGUUUGGGGGGUGGUAG
Messenger RNA from Seminavis robusta, 1011 nucleotides. The record is from the annotation of a GenBank genome assembly. NCBI's taxonomy places the organism in Eukaryota, Bacillariophyta, Bacillariophyceae, Naviculales, Naviculaceae.